ACUCUCACGUGGUUCCGAACUGCCGUGUAAUAACUACCACAAAUGACCACCGCAAAGACAGCUGCUUUGAAGCAGGGGAUACACGAGCGAACGUGCACCCCGGGCUUCUGACAUACCAUACUUUGUUUGUCCGGGAACAUAACCGUAUUGCAAAAGAGUUCCAGGCAAUUCAUGACUGGAGUGAUGAGAGGAUAUUUCAAGAGACCAGGAAAAUCAUCUCAGCAUUUAUACAACACAUUGUUUACGAGGAGAUGUUACCUGUACUUUUUGAUAAAGAUGUGCUCAGAGAGCAUAAAGUCAACACAGAAUAUAAGUAUGAUGAAAGUACAGACGCGUCCAUGACACAAGCGUUUUCCAUUUGUUACAGGUACCACAAUUUAAUGCCGCAUAAACUAAACCUAGGUAGACAGACUGGAAAUGCUGCUGAGGUAUUUGAACAAGAAAAUCAAGAGUUUGCCAUCCGAACACCACUGCAUGUGACGAAUCAUAACUAUAAUGGCAUUAAUGAAGUGACCCUUGGCAUGGUUGUAAGCAAAUGCCCACAUGUGGACAGGUUAAUGAACUCCGCUACGCGUAAUCUGCUCUUCCUAGACAAAGACGGAAAUUCUAACGAUCUGGCAACACUGAAUAUCCUGAGAGGACGGGAAUGGGGAACGCCGUCUUAUACCGUAUACCGUAAAUUAUGUGACCUGGGGGACCCUAAAUCUUGGUAUGAUUUGAAGGACACAACAAGUGAAACUAAUAUCGAAAAGAUGCAGAGUGUUUACAAAGAUGUCCAAGAUGUUGACCUCUGGACUGGUAUGAUAGCUGAAACCCCUUUACCAGGUUCUAUAUCCGGUGCCACACAGUCGUGUCUUCUGGCUAAACAUUUCUCAAACAUCAAACAUGGUGACAGGUUCUGGUAUGAAAAUGAGAAUCAUGGAUUCAAAGGUCAACAGCUACGUGAAAUUAAGAAGGUCACUCUAGCUAGAAUCCUUUGCAGUAAUCUCGGCGUCACUGUAAUGAGGGAGGAAGUCUUCAAGACGAACUCAAAAUGGACACGAUGUUCUGACAUUAUGAAAAAAGGGGAAACAGACUUCAAGAGCUGGCCCAAGUAAAUGAAUGUUGAAUGAUGAACACGAUGUUUGUAGUACUAUUGGUUGGAAAAAAACAUCAAAAUGACAAGCUUGUUCUUCACAAAAUGCUACAAUAUAUCUUUAAAAAGACAUUUCAUUUUUAUACCAUUAUAAUAGAUUGUGUAUUUUCUUCAUUUAUUAUCAUUAUUAUAGCAUUUAAGUUUAGAUAUAUAAUAUUAUAUUUCUUCUUCAAUCAUUUUCUAGAACUAACUAAAUGUCGCUUAACAAACCUUAUUAACUUAAGUAUGUUAAUAUUGUUUGUAAAUUAAUGCUUUCUUGAUAUAACAAUCAUUCCGAUCGAGAUUGUCUUCUCCAGGUUCUUUACAUUUUGCCAUUCCAUAACAAUACGUUUCAGCAACAACCAAAAAUGUGUGUCCUAAGGGAGUGUUUUUUUUGAAGAAGCCGGACUUUAAUUAUUUCAUUUCGCGACAUAUUUUUUUGUUAUAUUUUAAAAUUGUUUUCAUAUAUAUCACUGCUAGCCAUAUUACCUUCACUAACUCUUAUCAACUUUUACAAUGCAUGUUUUGCAAAAUCCCUUUGUUAAGCCAUAACCUCUUUACCUCGACGGUUCCAACCAGUCAAAAAGUACGACCACAAUCAAUGUAACACCUCUAUUGCAACACCAGAACAUAAGUUCUAAGCAACAGCCAAAACAUUUCACUCUCAAAUGGUGUUGCUCUUCAGAAGUUGAACAGUGAACUAACAAUUUUCAAAACAUAUAAUACGUUUUCAUUUCUGCUACUCUCUACUAGUAUUUGUUGAUGUUUGAUACUCAAGAAUUUCAUGAACUGAAACAAAGUACUAAUGAAUAAAAAGAAUACAUUUUGUACUGCGUAACUACAUGUAUAUGAUUUUUUUUAUUUUCUGAACUGUUUUAACAGUAACGUGCUUUGUUGUUUAUUUUCAAUAUCUUAAAUAAGUUUACUUCUUAUAUACUUAAUUGUGCUUUUUUUCCUUUUUAACAAAUUUACUAUUAUUACUUUGAUAAAUGAUUAAAUGGAUAACAGAG
This is a messenger RNA of Ruditapes philippinarum (Manila clam), 2124 nucleotides long. RefSeq names its product peroxidasin homolog. Gene Ontology annotation, molecular function: heme binding; peroxidase activity. Bases 252 to 1097 code for a protein of 281 amino acids. Gene Ontology annotation, biological process: response to oxidative stress. NCBI's taxonomy places the organism in Eukaryota, Metazoa, Mollusca, Bivalvia, Venerida, Veneridae. The transcript has 8 exons. The record is from RefSeq and is a predicted model, not a curated record.